UCACGACCCGUCCGCCAGACCCAUAAUUCCCCGCGCCCAGACAAGAUGGAAGAGAACAGCAGCCGCAGGAGAACAAUGUUUUGGCAGUAAAAACUCAAAGGCACGAUUACGGGGGGAAACUAAACGCUACAGAGUCGGUUGCGGUCAUGUAUUGGAUAUCCCCCUUGUAGUGUAUUGUCUCCCUUCCCUCCAUUCACCCCCCUCUCCUCUCCUCUCUCUGUUUUUCUCUUGAAUGAACGAGCAACCACCUGCUCCAGCAUCACGCCAGCACCACCUGUAACACUCUCACCUCCUCCUCCUCCUCCUCCUCCUCCUCCUCCUCCUCCUCCGCGUUUGCCGCAGCCAUGAGCCUGAUUCAGGACAAGCUCGGUAACGAGUUCCUGCGGGGCGGCAAUGGGGGCAUGGACCCCAACUUUGCCCCCGCCAGCAUGCUGAUGUUCAGCCACCUGCCGCCCGUCACCAGCUUCACCCGGCUGGCGCCGCCGCAGUCCGUCAUGGCCGACCUGCCGCAGGACAUGAUCCUGAAGAAGGAGAGGCCGGACUCGCCUGACCACCUGGGCAUGGGCGCCGGGGGCUUCCUCCACGGCAUGGGCAUCAAGCAGGAGAAGCUGAGCGAGCUCGAUUAUCGCCUGCCGCUCUACGGCAUGCCACCCACCACGACGUCCAGUGGCACCGUGGGCGGGCACCAUAUGAACAACGUGGUGCCUGUGACGGUGGGGCAGGGAAUGGGUGGAGUUGGUGUUGGUGGGAAGGGACCGGGCAGCAUGGACAUGCUGGACAUGUCGCUAGGCAACCACCAGAGCAUGCUCCUGCACGACCCCGGCCUGAGCAACCAGUUCUCCUCCGGCCGAUUGGGUAAGGAGCCCAAGGAGGGUGGAUCGGGACGCCGCAAGAAGGCCAACGGAGAGGGGCACGAGGGCAAGCGCAGGAAACGCGGAGACGCCGCCAAGGCACUGAUGCUGGAUGGGGAGGAUGGGCCUCUGUCCCCCAACUCGAAGCCGCACAUCUGUGAGCACUGCAACGCAGCUUUCCGCAGCUCCUACCACCUGCGCCGACACGUCCUCAUACACACAGGGGAGAGGCCCUUCAGGUGCAGCCAGUGCAACAUGAGCUUCAUCCAGAAGUACCUGCUGCAAAGACACGAGAAGAUACACAGUGGAGAGAAGCCGUUUAGCUGUGACCAGUGCAACAUGCGGUUCAUCCAGAAGUACCACAUGGAGAGACACAAGAGGACUCACAGUGGAGAAAAGCCAUACAAAUGUGAAAACUGCCAACAGUAUUUCUCACGCACCGACCGAUUACUGAAGCACAAGCGCACCUGUGAAGAAGCCAUAAAGAAGGGCCUGGACCCCAGCCUGCUGGAGCUGGGGGAGGACGAGCUGGCCCAGGGCAGCUACCUCCUGACUCAGGGAUCCCCUGCCCCCCCUGCCCCCGCCACCGGGGGCCGCAAGAGGGGCAAGGGCAAAGGAGGCGACGGUGGCGAAGGAGCCCCACGCAGACGCAAGAAAGCCAAUCCCUCGUCCUCGUCUUCGGCGUCUUCCUCCUUACACAUGCCCCGAGGCCUGGGGUUACAAGACUACGGGGCGGCCGAUCACCACCUGGCGUCGGGCUCCGGGGCCGGGGGGCAAGCCGGCGGCGCCUCGUCAGGCGGGGCCCAUAUGGGCCGCACCCCGAAGCUGUUGUUCAAGAAGGGCCGCAACAAGGGGCUGGAUAAGACCCUGCUGGCUCUGGGAGCCGGGGGAGACGGGGCCGGGGGGUCGGGAGCGGGGCUGAAGAUGGCUGGAGGUCAGGGAGGGAACGGGGGAAUGGACGGCCUGGGUCUCAUGCAGGACUCCGCGGGCACCAAGCAGUCGGGCAACAGCAGCAACUACGACGACGCCAUGCAGUUCCUGAAGAAGCGACGCUACCUCCACGCAGCCAACAACAACAACAACAACUCAGGAGGUGGAAGUAACACUAGCGGCAAUGGUGGAAAUCAACCAGGAGACUACGGGCACCUGGCGCCGCCGCCUCCCCAGCAGAACGUCAUCCAGACGGGGCUGCCCGGCGAGCCCACCCUGGCCCUCCUGGACACCUCGCCCUUAAUCAGCGUGGACCUCAAGCACAUGGACAAGUCGGGCAUCCCCGACGAGGUGCUGCAGAGCCUGCUGGACCACUACAGCCACAAGCCCGACGCGCACCACCACCACUCCCACCUGCACUCCCACCACCACCCGCACCAUCACCACCACGACCCCCACCAUCAUCACCACGACGACGUGACCUUCGACCUCUCGGGCAGCCACCACGUGGAGCUGCAGCCGGCCGAAGUGGUGGACGUCGGGGACGAGGACGUGGACACCUCGCCGGGCGGACACAAGACGGUGGUGAUGAGCGAGUACUCCAAGUUCCUGCUGCAGACGCUGGAGCGGACCAGCCACAGCUCGGGCUUCACGCUGGGCCCCGCCGCGCCUUUCCCCAGCCUCCUGACCAGCAGCAGCCCCGGCCCCUCCCCGUCUCCCUCCACCUUCUCCACCUCCGACAAGCACGGCGGUGGCUACGGCGUCUCCACCUCUCCGCUGGACUGCGGCGCCUACUCGCAGCCCGUGGGCUCUCCGCUGGCGCCGGCCUCCUCGUCCUCCUCGUCUUCCUCUGCGGUGGGUGGUGGUGGAUCGGGCGGGUACCACCUCAACAGCCUGGAGCCCACCACUCACCAGCAGCUCACUCCGUCUCAGGAGCUCACGGAGCAGCUGGAGAAGCACCAGCACUCGCCCCCCUUCCAGCUGACCGCCGACGAGCCCCAGAAGGACAGGAAGAACGGUUCCGGAGGAGGCUCGGACGGCGGCUCGGUCGCGGGUUCUAACGGGGGAGCCACCAACGGCAGCGGCAACAACGGGCCUGUUUACCCGGACCUGGCGCCGCUGGAGCCCUCCAAGGACGUGGAACUGCGCUCCACCUACCAGAUCGAGAACUUCGCCCAGGCCUUCGGGCAGUUCAAGGCUGGCCGCGGCACGGAAUUCUCAGGGUACUCCAGUCUGUUGGCAGACGUCGGCGAGCCCACUAGCUCAGGAUCUAAAACUCCCACCAGCCAAAGCUUCAGGUAAACCAGGUGUGUGGAGGAGGGGGGGUGGUGUGGUGGUCCGAGGAGCGAGCUCCAGGCUGGGAUGAGUAUGGAGGGAUGGGAGUGGGAGGCGGGAUGUCCCAGUG
Molecule: messenger RNA, 3186 nt
Organism: Engraulis encrasicolus (European anchovy)
Lineage: Eukaryota; Metazoa; Chordata; Actinopteri; Clupeiformes; Engraulidae
Gene: znf281b
Product: zinc finger protein 281b
Exons: 7
Coding region: 345-3083 (912 amino acids)
Biological process (GO): regulation of transcription by RNA polymerase II
Cellular component (GO): nucleus
Molecular function (GO): DNA-binding transcription factor activity, RNA polymerase II-specific
Source: RefSeq, a predicted model, not a curated record